This is a messenger RNA of Humulus lupulus (European hop), 1440 nucleotides long. RefSeq lists its product as uncharacterized. Bases 1 to 1440 code for a protein of 479 amino acids. Lineage: Eukaryota; Viridiplantae; Streptophyta; Magnoliopsida; Rosales; Cannabaceae. The transcript is spliced from 11 exons. Gene Ontology annotation, molecular function: cysteine-type peptidase activity. The record is from RefSeq and is a predicted model, not a curated record. Gene Ontology annotation, biological process: proteolysis.
AUGUCAUCAACAAGGAGAACAACAGAGGCACAAAUAUAUGAUCAAGAAGAACCAAUGGAGGUAUAUCCAUUUUGGGUUAAGGAUGAAUCACCAAUAAUGACCAACCCAUCACCACUGCAACAAGAACCUGCUGAAGUACAAAUUGAAGUUGAGGUAAUUGUUUUGAAUAAGCAACAACUGUUGAAGGAAAAGAACAAGAAAAUAUUGAACAACAAGUUGAAAUUGAGAAAAAAAAAUGAAAAGAAGCGACGAGUGUACACAAGAAAAAAGAAAGUAGAAGAGAAAAAGAAAAACUUCAGAUCAUUUGUUGUUUUGUUGGUUUUUGAAGAACACAAGGAGCUUGGAAAAAGGACAAUAAAACCUGGAAUUGCUCAAAAGUCACCAUACACUACGAAGUUUGGGUCAGCUGAAGGAGAGAGUACAUGGAUAAAGAGAGCAACGCGAGACACUCCUACAACAUCAAAACACUCUCAAACUUCUUUUGAUUUAGGGAUAUCACCUUUGGAAGCUCCAUUGCUUGUCUCCCCACUUCAAGCAGUUCCACCACUUAAACAAGCCUCACCAUUUCAGCAAGCCUCAACUUUAGAAGAUGAACAAAACAUAAUAAAUCACCCAUUUACAGAUGAGUUCGACAAACCACUGGCACUAACAUUAUGUAAGGAUUAUGCAAAGUGGCUGAAAGAAGGUUUUGAUGAACGAAAAGGGACAUAUGUAGAAAAUGAAGCGAUUGAUCACCCAUUUAACUUUGUGGAAGAUGUUGUGAAGCACAAAAUGUGGUUCUAUGAUAUAUGGUCAUCGAUAAAAUGUAUCAGUGAUUAUCAUAUGGAUGUUGUGUUCUAUUAUUUGCGUAAAAAAUUUAGACACAAUAACACAAGGUGCACAACAAUGGAUGCCAUAUGUGAUCGCUACAUCAACAAAUCUUGGGAAACAUAUAUCCACAAUUCAAGCGAACAAUUCUCUUGGGAAAAAAAGCCGUAUGAUUACCUACUGAAUUGUGCAAAUGGAAAGAAAAUGAGAAUUGCUACACCAUGGAUUAAUGUGGACUUUAUCUACAGCCCUGUUUACAUACGCGAUAUGUACCAUUGGGUGAUUGUUGAAAUCGUCUUGAAGAGCAAAAAGAUUAAAAUAUAUGAUAGCAUGGCUGGGAAAUGGCACAAGAAGAAUGUCAUGACAUCUGUAACUGUUGGGGAAAGGAAAAAUAUUGAAGAAGGGGAUUUUGAUAUGGAAUUUGUGGAAGACUUGGAAGUUCAACAAAAUGGAUUUGAUUGUGGAAUAUUUGUCAUCAAGAGAGUUGAAGCUUUGAUGUCGAACAAUAGUUUAGAAGAUAUCACAAACCAAAAAAUGCGCUUCUUUCAUGAAAAGUUAGCUGUGGAGCUUUAUGCUUGGGGAAAGGAAAAACAGAGGAGAAAUACUGAUAGUGAUACAGACAUGGUUUUGUAA